This is a messenger RNA of Didymella exigua CBS 183.55, 947 nucleotides long. Its product is annotated as glycolipid transfer protein. Gene Ontology annotation, molecular function: ceramide 1-phosphate binding; ceramide 1-phosphate transfer activity. NCBI's taxonomy places the organism in Eukaryota, Fungi, Ascomycota, Dothideomycetes, Pleosporales, Didymellaceae. Gene Ontology annotation, cellular component: cytoplasm; membrane; cytosol. Gene Ontology annotation, biological process: ceramide transport; intermembrane lipid transfer. The record is from RefSeq and is a predicted model, not a curated record. The coding region runs from base 202 to 798 and encodes 198 amino acids. The transcript is spliced from 4 exons.
CCUGGCUGCCCCGCUAUGCAUCGAAGCGCCCCACGUUCACGCAGGAAGCCACGAAGCUCACCGCUAGACGAGACGAGACCAUCUUCGUGCUGCUCGAGCUGUCUCUCCUCAACGUACUUCACUUCUCCUUCCCUCUACACCUCAAAUCCUGUACCUUGAGCACUCAAGCAGCUCUAUCACCUACAAACACAACCAGACAACAUGGCAACUUUCUUCGACGGUGUCAAGAAGAGCUGGGAGGACGUCCCUGUUGACGCUACCAAGGACAAUGCUAUCUCCACCACAGAGUUCCUCGAGGCUGCUGAGAGCCUGACCACAUUGUUCGAUGUCCUAGGUUCCGCAGCAUUCAAGCCCGUCAAGAACGACAUGUCCGGCAACGUUAAGAAAAUCCGUGAUCGCCAGCUCGCUGCCCCCACACUCUCCGAGACCCUCCAGGACCUCGUCCUCAACGAGCUCAAGGAGAAGAAGCACACAGCCAGCGAGGGCCUCGUCUGGCUCAACCGCGGACUCGACUUUACCGCCCAAGCCCUCCGCCACAACAUCUCGAACCCCAACAAGGAGCUUGCCGACUCCUUCCGCGACGCCUACGGGAACACCCUCAAGCCCCACCACUCGUUCGUCGUCAAGCCGCUGUUCAGCGCCGCCAUGAGCGCCACACCGUACAGGAAGGACUUCUACGCCAAGCUCGGUAGCGAUGAGGCCAAGGUCCAGCAGCAGCUUGAGAGCUACCUUUCUGCAUUGGAGAAGAUUGUUGCUACAUUGAACCAGUUCUUGGCCAGGAAGGAGGCUAAGUGGUAGAUAUGUUGUUAUGAUAUGAAUCAGAGGGCACUGGACUGCUGUCGACACAAUGAACGCUUUGCAUGCACAAAAUAUCUUUCUUCUUGAUGCGACUGGCAUUGGACUUGAUGCCGAUUAGAAGCGUGCAGCUGCAUAUUUGUGGGAUCUAC